This is a messenger RNA of Homo sapiens (human), 8513 nucleotides long. It is a transcript of the gene SYNRG, whose product is annotated as synergin gamma. Gene Ontology annotation, cellular component: perinuclear region of cytoplasm; cytoplasm; Golgi apparatus. Bases 64 to 4380 code for a protein of 1438 amino acids. NCBI's taxonomy places the organism in Eukaryota, Metazoa, Chordata, Mammalia, Primates, Hominidae. The transcript has 24 exons. The record is from RefSeq and is marked reviewed.
GUGUUCAGCUGACAGCUGCUGAUAAGGUGGCGGCGGCGAAGGCAGCGGCAGGUCGGGAGCAAGAUGGCGCUGCGGCCAGGAGCUGGUUCUGGUGGCGGCGGGGCCGCGGGAGCUGGCGCGGGGUCCGCCGGGGGAGGCGGCUUCAUGUUUCCUGUUGCAGGUGGGAUAAGACCCCCUCAAGCAGGCCUGAUGCCGAUGCAGCAACAAGGAUUUCCUAUGGUCUCUGUCAUGCAGCCUAAUAUGCAAGGCAUUAUGGGAAUGAAUUACAGCUCUCAGAUGUCCCAAGGACCUAUUGCUAUGCAGGCAGGAAUACCAAUGGGACCAAUGCCAGCAGCGGGAAUGCCUUACCUAGGACAAGCACCCUUCCUGGGCAUGCGUCCUCCAGGCCCACAGUACACUCCAGACAUGCAGAAGCAGUUUGCCGAAGAGCAGCAGAAACGAUUUGAACAGCAGCAAAAACUCUUAGAAGAAGAAAGAAAAAGACGCCAGUUUGAAGAGCAGAAGCAAAAGCUCAGACUUUUGAGCAGUGUGAAACCCAAGACAGGAGAGAAGAGUAGAGAUGAUGCUUUGGAAGCCAUAAAAGGAAAUUUAGAUGGGUUUUCCAGAGAUGCAAAAAUGCACCCUACUCCAGCAUCGCACCCCAAGAAACCAGAUUGCCCCACAUCAUCUCAUUCUACUAAAACUGUCUCCCCAUCACCUGCCUUUCUUGAUGAAGAAGAAUUCAGUGACUUUAUGCAGGGGCCUGUUGAAGUUCCCCCAUGUGGGCCUUCUUCCACGUCCCAGCCCUUUCAGUCUUUCCACCCCUCCACCCCACUUGGCCAGUUGCAUACACAGAAGGCUGGGACACAGCCUCUCCCUCCAAGUCAGAGUCCAGUGCCUUUUGCCUUACAUGGCGUCCCUGGGCAAAUUCCUUACUUCUCUACUGCUUCAGCCUCACACAGUGUACCAGAAGCAGGCCCUUCCUUGGAGGAGAAGUUCCUAGUAUCUUGUGAUAUAAGUACAUCUGGGCAGGAACAAAUUAAAUUAAAUACUUCUGAAGUUGGCCACAAAGCCCUAGGCCCAGGUUCCAGUAAGAAGUAUCCCAGUUUAAUGGCCAGUAACGGGGUUGCUGUAGAUGGAUGUGUAAGUGGUACCACCACUGCAGAGGCAGAAAAUACUUCAGAUCAAAACCUGUCAAUUGAAGAGAGUGGUGUGGGAGUAUUUCCCUCACAGGAUCCUGCUCAGCCCAGAAUGCCUCCUUGGAUUUACAAUGAGAGUUUGGUUCCAGAUGCCUAUAAGAAAAUCUUAGAAACCACAAUGACUCCAACUGGAAUAGAUACUGCCAAACUGUAUCCCAUUCUGAUGUCAUCUGGGCUUCCCAGGGAAACUCUUGGACAGAUAUGGGCCUUAGCUAAUCGAACUACACCUGGCAAACUUACAAAAGAAGAACUUUAUACCGUUCUAGCCAUGAUAGCGGUAACACAGAGGGGCGUUCCUGCAAUGAGUCCUGAUGCUUUAAACCAGUUCCCAGCAGCUCCUAUUCCAACUUUAAGUGGCUUUUCUAUGACUCUGCCUACACCGGUGAGUCAGCCAACUGUGAUACCUUCAGGUCCUGCGGGCUCCAUGCCCCUCAGCCUUGGACAGCCAGUCAUGGGCAUUAACCUUGUUGGACCAGUGGGUGGAGCUGCAGCCCAGGCUUCUAGUGGUUUCAUACCAACCUACCCUGCAAAUCAGGUAGUAAAGCCAGAAGAAGAUGACUUCCAGGAUUUUCAAGAUGCUUCUAAGUCAGGAUCCCUUGAUGACUCAUUCAGUGAUUUCCAAGAGUUGCCUGCUUCUUCAAAAACAAGUAACUCCCAGCAUGGAAACAGUGCCCCUUCUUUGUUGAUGCCACUUCCUGGAACUAAAGCAUUGCCUUCAAUGGACAAAUAUGCUGUGUUUAAAGGAAUUGCAGCUGACAAGUCCUCUGAAAAUACUGUUCCACCUGGAGAUCCUGGUGAUAAAUAUAGUGCUUUCAGAGAACUUGAACAGACAGCAGAGAAUAAACCUUUAGGAGAAAGCUUUGCAGAAUUCAGAUCUGCAGGAACUGAUGAUGGUUUCACCGAUUUUAAAACAGCCGAUAGUGUAUCACCACUAGAGCCACCAACAAAAGACAAAACUUUUCCACCAUCCUUCCCCUCAGGAACUAUACAACAGAAACAACAAACACAAGUGAAAAACCCUCUGAACUUAGCAGACCUAGAUAUGUUUUCCUCAGUUAAUUGCAGCAGCGAGAAACCAUUGUCUUUUUCAGCUGUGUUUAGCACAUCAAAAUCAGUUUCUACACCACAGUCAACAGGUUCUGCUGCUACUAUGACAGCAUUGGCAGCAACAAAAACUUCUAGUUUGGCUGAUGAUUUUGGAGAAUUCAGCCUUUUUGGGGAAUAUUCUGGUCUAGCACCUGUUGGGGAGCAGGAUGACUUUGCAGAUUUUAUGGCUUUCAGUAAUAGCUCUAUUUCAUCUGAGCAAAAGCCGGAUGACAAAUAUGAUGCCCUUAAAGAGGAAGCCAGUCCUGUUCCUCUAACCAGCAACGUGGGCAGCACAGUGAAGGGUGGACAAAACUCGACUGCUGCGUCUACCAAGUACGAUGUCUUCAGACAACUUUCUCUGGAAGGGUCUGGACUAGGUGUUGAAGACCUGAAAGAUAACACUCCUUCAGGAAAAAGUGAUGAUGAUUUUGCUGACUUCCACUCCAGUAAAUUUUCUUCCAUAAACUCGGACAAAUCCCUGGGAGAGAAAGCAGUGGCUUUCAGACACACCAAAGAAGACUCUGCAUCAGUGAAGUCCUUAGAUCUCCCUUCCAUUGGUGGCAGCAGUGUUGGCAAGGAGGACUCUGAAGAUGCACUCUCUGUUCAGUUUGACAUGAAAUUGGCUGAUGUGGGAGGAGAUCUUAAGCAUGUCAUGUCUGAUAGCUCUUUGGAUUUACCAACAGUUAGUGGCCAGCAUCCUCCUGCUGCAGAUAUAGAGGACUUAAAAUAUGCUGCUUUUGGAAGCUACAGUAGCAAUUUUGCAGUGAGCACACUUACAAGCUAUGACUGGUCAGACAGGGAUGAUGCAACUCAGGGCAGAAAACUCUCUCCAUUUGUCCUCUCAGCAGGAAGUGGAUCCCCCUCAGCCACCUCAAUUCUUCAAAAGAAAGAGACUUCAUUUGGCAGUUCUGAAAACAUCACCAUGACAUCUCUCUCCAAAGUAACGACCUUUGUAAGUGAAGAUGCUCUUCCAGAGACCACCUUCCCAGCUCUUGCCAGUUUUAAAGACACGAUUCCUCAGACCAGUGAGCAAAAGGAAUAUGAAAACAGAGACUAUAAAGAUUUCACAAAACAGGACCUGCCUACGGCUGAACGGAGCCAGGAGGCCACGUGUCCCAGCCCAGCGUCCAGUGGUGCCUCUCAAGAAACCCCGAACGAAUGUUCGGAUGACUUUGGAGAGUUUCAAAGUGAAAAGCCCAAAAUCAGCAAAUUUGACUUCUUAGUAGCCACUUCACAAAGCAAAAUGAAAUCCAGUGAAGAAAUGAUCAAAAGUGAGCUGGCAACCUUUGACCUUUCUGUUCAAGGAUCACACAAGAGGAGUUUGAGCCUUGGUGAUAAAGAAAUAAGCCGUUCUUCUCCUUCUCCAGCUUUGGAGCAGCCUUUCAGAGACCGUUCCAAUACUCUGAAUGAGAAGCCCGCCCUGCCCGUCAUCCGAGACAAGUACAAAGACCUGACGGGAGAGGUGGAGGAAAAUGAGAGAUAUGCAUAUGAAUGGCAGAGAUGCCUGGGGAGUGCCCUGAAUGUCAUUAAGAAGGCAAAUGAUACCUUAAAUGGAAUCAGUAGUAGUUCUGUUUGCACAGAAGUAAUUCAGUCAGCUCAAGGCAUGGAAUAUUUAUUAGGUGUUGUUGAAGUGUACAGGGUAACCAAGCGUGUGGAGCUGGGGAUAAAAGCCACUGCAGUGUGCAGUGAGAAACUCCAGCAGUUGCUGAAGGACAUCGAUAAAGUAUGGAAUAACCUAAUCGGCUUCAUGUCACUCGCCACACUCACAUGCUGCUGGGAAAAGAUGACUGUGAUUACAAAGCAUCUCUCUCCUUACCAUGAGCUCUUAGAAGAAAAGCCAGAUGAAAACUCGCUGGAUUUUUCCUCCUGUAUGUUACGGCCUGGGAUUAAAAAUGCUCAGGAGCUUGCCUGUGGAGUGUGCCUCUUGAAUGUGGACUCGAGGAGCCGGAAAGAAGAGAAGCCUGCAGAAGAACAUCCUAAAAAAGCAUUCAACUCAGAAACAGACAGUUUCAAGCUGGCCUAUGGAGGGCACCAGUAUCACGCCAGCUGUGCCAACUUCUGGAUCAACUGUGUCGAACCAAAGCCUCCUGGCCUCGUCCUGCCUGACCUGCUCUGAACAACUCCUCUGUGAAGCAUUGACUUUUUUUUUUCUGUGACACCCCACGGGGUGACAGGGACCAAUAAAUAGAAUGCGAGCACUGCACAGUUCGCUUCCCUGAAUCGAUAUGAAGAACACCGCAAGGGACGGGGCCCCCGUCAUCCCCACGGCCAGUCUGCAGGACUUCAGGUAAAAUUGUCCCACCCAAACUGCACGUGGCACCAGAAGCUUGCUCACUUAUCUCUACUUAAGAUUUUCUGAAAUACGGACCACGGCUUUCUUGAUCUAAGGAAGAACUUGCUGCUGCAGUAUUGAAACUGUGAAGAACUGACAUUUGAAGAAAAAUAGAUUACCGUUGCGGGACUAGAAUGGGCGACUGCUUGGAGCCAGUGCUUGUUUUUAUCUAGGACACUUACUGUCCUGUGAAGUAGAAUACAUUUAUCUGCAUUUAGUUUGUUAAUGUCUGAAAUGAAUAAAAAGAGGAAAUUGCGAUUAAACUGAUGUUCUGCUUUUUAUGGAGAAGAUUCUGCCCAUCUCCCCUGGACAGUAGCAGGCAGGUGAGGGCAGAUUUUACCCACUUGGUUGUCACAACUGAACCAGUUCUCUACUCCUUCCCUUCACUUCUGUCCACUCUCAAGACUUUUUCCCAAAACAUGCCUGGGCACUCUGCAGCCGUGAAGAAUGCUCAUUUUGACAGAGGCCCAAAUCCUGUGUAUUAGGAUAAUAUCCUUCCCCCCGGGAGCCUUCGCUGCAAACCUGUUCUGCCGCAUGCAAAGACUGUGACCAUGGAGUUUUCUCAGACAAGAUUUGGAAAGGCAGUGGAAUGAAAUCUCUUUGCAGUGGCCUCUCUCCAAAUUUCCAAAGAUGACUGCAUAGGGACCAACACUGCCUGACUUUGCAGUAUCUGUGAGAAAAACCUGAAAAUUAAUUCAGGGUGAAAAUGUGGAGCUCUCGGCCUAGUGUAAAGUAUCAAGAUGUAUAUUUAUGGGAUAGAUACAUGACUUAGAAGAAGUAGAAGAAAAUUGUCCAGAAACAGUACUGAAUUUUAGAUAGAAAAGGCUCAUGCUUCCUGGAGUAGGGAAUUGUCUUUGCCAUUUAAUGUGAAUGCAUAAAAUUAGGGGAAAAACCCAAGUGGCUAAGAGCUGUGUUAUUCCUGGGAAGAACUACCAAUCUAGGGCACACGUCUCUCUGAAUUGUUGAUUAUGCGCUUUAUGAAGAGAUUUUUCAAUCUCGUGUGCUUUACUUUGUGUGGUUUAGACCCUCUGACCUAGACUUUUAUUUUUAAACUGAAAAAGUUGGUCUUGUCUAUAUAAUUGCUGCUUUUACAUAAUUUAUUUUCCCCUCUCAGGACAAAUUCUGUCUUGCUCCAUCUUACAGCUUUUCCAUGUUCUCCAAGAAAGGUGUGGAACAUUUUCAUUAAACAGCUGUUGCUGAGGCUUCUGCUUGACCUUCUGCGUGCCCGAAUGCACAGAGAGGCACCGAGGAGAGAAAGGCUUUUCUCACUCGCUCCCGAUGAUACCGUCUCUGGCCAUUCCUGACUGAGGCAGCUCACUCUGAAUGGGCACCUUUGGAGCUUUUGCCCACCACAAGGCUAGUGGGGUGUUUCUAACAACACAAGUGGGACAGCUUUUGGCAGGCUUUUCCUGAGGCCUCGGCGCUUCCAUCCUGGACAGCACCACUUCCACAUGGAGCUGGAAUGCAAGCAGGCUGCUAAUUGGCCUUAAAAAUUCUUUGUUUUUUUUUGAGAUGGAGUUUCACUCUUGUUGCCCAGGCUUGAGUGCAAUGGCACAAUCUCAGCUCAGUGCAACCUCCGCCUCCCGGGUUCAAGCGAUUCUCCUGCCUCAGCCUCGUGAGUAGCUGGGAUUACAGGCGUGCACCACCACGCCCAGCUAAUUUUGUAUUUUUAGUAGAGGCAAGGUUUCUCCAUGUUGGCCAGGCUUGAACUCCGGACCUCAGGCGAUCCGCCCGCCUCAGCCUCCCAAAGUACCGGGAUUACAGGCGUGAGCCACUGCGCCUGGCCUAAAUUUCAUAACAGAACCAUGACAGCAGAAUCUACCUUUGCAAUAAGAAUGUUUCCCAGGAGUUAGAGACCAGCCCUGGGCAUGAUGGUAAAGACCCCAGCUAAUUAUACAAAAAAUAAUUAGCCGGGUAGGUGGAGUGCAUCUGUGGACAUUCGUGGUCCCAGCUACUAGGUAAGCUGAGGCGGGAGAUCACAAGUCCAGGAGUUUGAGGCUGCACGUGACAGCGUAGGUGAUGACAGAGCGAGACACUGUCUCUUAAAAAAAAAAAAAAAAAAGUUUCCCAGUUUGAAUUUGUAUUGCUGAAGCAUUUUUUUGAAAUGCUAUAUAGAUGCCUGUCAUGUCACAGUGGCCCAGUAUCAACAUUUUAAAAAGCUCACUUGGUAGCUGGGCUGGUUUCUAUUCCUGAGAAAUUCCAGAAUGCCUCAGAUAAAAUUCCUUAGUAUAAUCCCCAUUUUCCUUACCAAGGAUGGUAGGCUUAGUCACUCCUUGGGAGGUGCCACAGGAAAAUUCAGCAGAUGUCAACAGAAAAAAAGCCUUUGCUAUGAAAAGUAUUCACUACCUUUCAUAUCUCUUGAAUACUUGAAAUGUUUAAUUAGAUGCCACCAAUAGGGAUCCAAGGAGUGUGGGACACGGUUGCGCUGCUUUUCUUUAUAAACGUUUAUUAAAAUGGCUCAACGCUGCAUUCAGCUUCACCUCAGCUCUUCUUGUCAGCCAGGAGCCCCGUGUCCUUGGAAACUGUAGCCAAGGUUACUUAUUUCCAUACUGUGCAUUGUGUCAGCCCGCUUCACCCCACUGCUUGAAUGGCCAUUAAUAAGCACUUUUCUUUUUUUGGUGGGAUGUUUUGCCUUUAAAAUUUUUAUGGCUUAGUGUGUAAUUUAAUUUUUGUCUGGACAUGCUUGAGAUAGAAGAGGUACUGGAUAUAUGAGGAUAUUUUCCAUGCUUUAUUUUUCCUGUGGCUACUAGUUAGCAUUCCAUAGGGGUUGUGAAUUUUUAAUUAUUUGAAUAUUUUGUGUACAUAUACAUAUUUGAAGGGUUUUGGGGGGGUCUUAUUUGUUUAAAGGUGUCUUCUGUUUGCCUAUUUCAAGUGUACUUCAGCUUUGCAAAGAUUAUAGGGCUGUAUGUUACAGAAAUAGGAAAUGCUGGCCCUGUACUGGGGACCACUACAAAAAUUCCCUUUAGCCGGGCGUGGUGGCUCACGCCUGUAAUCCCCAGCACUUUGGGAGGCCGAGCCGGGUGGAUCACCCGAGGUCAGGAGUUCAAGACCAGCCUGGCCAACAUGGCGAGACCCUGUCUCUACUAAAAAUACAAAAAUUAGCUGGGCAUGGUGGCAGGUGCCUGUAAUCCGAGCUACUCGGGAGGCUGAGGCAGGAGAAUUGCUUGAACCAGAGAGGCGGAGGUUGCAGUGAGCCGAGAUCGCGCCACUGCACUCCAGCCUGGGCAACAAGAGCGAAACUCUGUCUCAAAAAUAAAAAAUUCCCUUUAACACCUUCAAGGUCAAAUGCCUGCCUUUGUGAACAGUUAAUAAACUGACAUUUUCAGACAUUUGCCAUUCAGAAGGGAGCAUUGUAGCCUGCUGUAGACCAUUCCAGCAAAUGUCAGAAUGCAGGGCAAGAUGUGUGUCGACUAUGUUUUUUAUGUUUAAGUUACUUACUUAUUUCUUCAGGUAAGUGUGUACCAAAUAACAAUACUGAAAAGCCCUCCCCUUGCCAGGCCGAGGAAAUAAAGCUUAAGUGAAACAGCUCUUGGGGGAAAAAUGCCACUUUACAAAUACUUUUCUAACAAAAUAGCAUUAUAAUGAAGUUUUUACUUAAUUCCAUUAUUUAUAUGUUGACGUGAAUGUAAGUGGUUAAAAAGUAUUCAUGUGGGACAUCUCAUUACUUUGUAGCUGUGGCUUUAUUAACCAGUGAAUGCUGUGGCCCUUAGCGAAAUGCGUUGUCUUCUGCGUGAUGUGGAAUUCGCGCCUGUAUUUUAAAAGAUGGUGUGGUUUCUCCCUUGUUUGUAUUUUAAUAAACAACUGCUCUAAUUGAUGUGUUUAGACAUUAUAAAGCUUUACCUUUAAAAUAUUUUCAGGGUCUGUUCUGAAAUCACCCCUUGUUAAACUUCUCUAACCAAAAUACAAGUGUAGAAGAA